AUGGUGGCAGUGAUGGAAGUGAUAUUAGUGGUGGUGGUGAUAAUGACGGUGGUGGGUGGUAGUGAUGUUAGUGAUGGUGAUUGCAACCACAUUGGUGGUAGUUGUGGUGGCAGUGACGAUGACAAAUGUGGUAUUAUUGGUAGUGGUGAUAAUGACGAUAUCGAUGACAUUGAUGACAGUGGUGGUGGUAGCUACGACAACAUUGGUGACGAUUGUAGUAACAGUGACAAUGACAGUAGCAACAACAUUAAUGAUAGUGGUGAUAACAAUGUUGGUGGUGAUGGUGAUGGUGAUGUCAAUGGCGAUGGUGGUGGGAUAGCGGUGUUAGUGGUCAUAGUGAUGAUAGUCAAUAAUGGUGAUGACAAUGAUUGUGUUGGUGGUAUGGUGGUGACGAUAAUGAAGGUGGUAUUAGUGAUGGUGGUAGUGACAAAGGUGAAAGUGGUGGUGGUUGUAGCGAUGGUGACAACAAAAAAUGUCAUUGUCAAAUGUGACAAAUAUGUGUUUUUUUUAAAUUAA
Glycine soja is the source of this 516-nucleotide messenger RNA. Its product is annotated as variant-silencing SET domain-containing protein-like. The record is from RefSeq and is a predicted model, not a curated record. Lineage: Eukaryota; Viridiplantae; Streptophyta; Magnoliopsida; Fabales; Fabaceae. The coding region runs from base 1 to 516 and encodes 171 amino acids. The transcript has a single exon.